CAGGGAAGUUAAGUUUUCUGUUGCAUCCUUGUCUUAAGGCUCCACCAGACGUCAUCCAAAGUCCCUUUCGUUUGACGUUCGGCUUCAGAUAAAUCACAGACCAUGAACAUUGUGGGCCAGCUCGCAGAGACCGUGUUUGUCACAGUGAAGGAGCUGUACCGCGGCUUGAACCCGGCCACCCUGACCGGAGGGAUCGAUGUCAUCGUGGUGCGGCAGCCUGAUGGAUCUUACCAAUGUUCGCCGUUUCACAUCCGCUUCGGGAAGCUCGGCGUGUUGCGCUCCAAAGAGAAAAUUGUCGACAUCGAGGUAAACGGAGAAUCGGUCGACCUGCAUAUGAAGCUCGGAGAUAAUGGCGAGGCUUUCUUUGUGGAGAAAGAAGAAUACAUGGAGGUCCCAGCCCAUCUGUGCACCUCCCCAAUUCCUCUGGAGGCCCCUGAGGAGACGGAUGUGACCGCCGAGGGGUCCGAAGCUCGCAAGAAGAAGCGGCGGCGGAGACACAUGCGUUAUGAUAAUCAGCAGAGGGGCGAAGCCGACUCCUCGUCAGAAGAAAAAGACAAGGAGGAGAGUACAAAAGACUCUGACGCUGCUCAGUGGGAGAGCGCUUCAUCUCAGGCACUGCUGACCAGUAAAUCAGUGUACUACUCACUGCGUGAGGAGCCAGAUGAGGAACUGGGGGCCACACAGAAUAGAGGCGUUGAUCCUCAUUCAGACGAAGAGCUCCCAGAGAAUGUUUUCUUGAGUCGGCCGGAUUCUCCUAAGAUCGACUCUGAGGUUCUGGAUGAAGCCCAGGAUGUGUCUGAGCUCCAAAUGCAGUGGAACUGGGGAGGAUUUCCCAUGGUGAAACACACCGACACAGACAGAGCUGCGCAUUUAUGCCAUACCUGUGCUGCGGUUGGAGUCCAACCCACUGACGUGCGGUUGUCCUGUUUUUCGCAGCCCUGUGACCCAGAGAACACACCAGGAGAGCUGAAGGUCUCAUCUCACUUCCACACCAUUGAGAGACAGGAGUCCUUUGACCUUGGCUACGAGGUCACAUCUUCGGUGAUCGGCUGCGUGAAGCCAGAGUCGAAGGCGGACUCAUUUUCUUUAGACAGCAGCUCUCAGCAAACCAGCUCUUUGUCUAAGAAGAACUUUCACGACACACUUUCCUACCACAGCGACCAUUUCCUUUCAUGUGCUUCUUCCACUGAAGUGGAUUCUGAAAAAGACUCAUCUUCUGAGACUAUUGUUAUUUGUCUCAACAAAAUCGAAGAAGGUGCUGAAAAAGUUAGUUCUGUUGCUGAAGGAGUUUCUGAAAAUGAAACUUUGAGCAAAACAAAAGAGCUGACAGAAAAGAUGGCAGAAUGCACACUCCAAGAAUCAAGCCAGGAUAGUCGAGGACAAGAAAGUGUCUCAUCUGAGCAGAGAGAAUCGGAUUCUACAAAUUCUGCUCCUGACAGAGGAUUAGUGCCCAGCGCUGUCGGAGAAGAUGACAAUACCACACUCAGAGCAACCGAUGAUUCAUCUGAAAGCUCAGCUGCAGCGACUACUGCAUCACAAGCUGCCGACACAGACACUGGGAAUGACAUGGCGAAAUCCUCCGAAGCAUCCUCCAAACUGGAACAACAGGACGAGGAAAAAAGUAAACAGAAUCAUCAUGGAGGCUCAUCGGAUAUUCACCCGGAUGACCAGACCACUCUGGACACAGAGGCGGCGGAGUUUUAUUUCCCUAAAACGGAGGCAGAGGGAGUGUUAACUCAGUUUGCUGAACAGGGCUCAGGUAGCCUGUCGCCUGAGUCAGUGGACCCUGGAGCAGUGGACAGUGGAACAGAGAAUCCGUUUGAUUCUACAUUGUGCGUCAUGGACGUCAGUAUGUCCCUUUGUGGGAAAGUACAAGACACCAGCCAGAUUUCCAAAGAAAAGUUUACAGAGCACCUUGUGACAUAUCAGGAUUUUAUCAACAACCCCGGAAUCAUUGAGGAUCCAAGUCUAGUCAUCUGCAUAAAUUCUAACUAUUACAACUGGGCAGUGGCUGCUCCAAUGAUCCUGUUCAUGACGGCAUUCCAAAAGAACCUACCAACGAGUACAGUAGAGCAGCUGGUGAAGGACAGGAUGUCCAAAAAGCCUGGUCGCUGGUGGCUCUCAUGGAGACGCAAAGAAAUGGACGACAAGCAAAAACAAUUAAAGGAGGAGCAACUGGCAAGCGUUUCUUCCACAGUCCAAGCCCCACUGGAUAACACUGAAGCUGAUGAAGCUGUAAGGCUCGAACAAAAUGCUGACAUGGCUUCCAGUUUUUCUUCAGACUCCAUAUCCAUCACGCAGUCCUUCAGCCACAUCUACCGCAAAUCACUACGUCUCUCUUCCAAGGAGAUAGAGAGUUUAAAUCUGCGUGAUGGAGCCAAUAAAGUGGUAUUCAGUGUUACUACACAGUAUCAAGGCACCUGUCGCUGUGAAGCUGCCAUCUACCUGUGGAACUGGAACGAUCGGGUCGUCAUAUCAGACAUUGAUGGAACAAUCACCAAGUCCGACGCGCUUGGUCAUAUCCUACCUCAGUUUGGAAAAGACUGGACACACAAGGGAAUUGCCAAACUUUAUCACAAAAUACACAAAAAUGGAUACAAGUUCCUGUACUGUUCAGCGAGGGCUAUCGGCAUGGCUGCUAUUACCAAAGACUACUUAAAGUGGGUCAAUGACCAAGGCACUGUUCUUCCUAAAGGUCCUGUACUGCUGGCUCCCAGCAGCCUCUUUUCAGCACUACACAGGGAGGUGAUUGAGAAGAAGCCAGAGGUUUUUAAGAUCGCCUGUCUUAGUGACAUCAGGGACUUGUUCGGAUCACACAAACAACCUUUCUACGCAGCUUUCGGCAACAGGACGAAUGAUGCUUUUGCCUAUAAACGGGUGGGAGUGUCUGAGAGCAAAAUAUUUACAGUCAACCCAAAAGGAGAGCUUAUCCAAGAAAUGUCUAAAGGCAACAAGUCUUCGUAUAACCACCUGACUGAACUGGUUGAGCAUUUCUUCCCCAUGGUCUCUGCUGAGACCAAUAACGCUGCAAUUUUGGUCUGUCCUGAAUACAGUAGCUUCUCUUACUGGAAGGAGUCUCUGCCAGAAGUGGACAUGAGCAUACUGACAUAGACCAACUUCCAGUUUGCACGCAAAAUAGACAUAAAUUCUCAUAUUUUCUCAGGGCAACCACCUUUGAUAAGAACAUAAAGAAGUAGUUGUUGAUUUUUAAUACUACACUCAGAUAGAUCCCAAUUAAACUAUUUGAUUCAAAACCACUGAAUAAUUAAUAUCCUGAGCAUUUUUAGUUAUUCCUGUCACUAAAUGUUUUCAUGAUUAUAAAAUCCUCUUUAACCUAUUACCUGAUGAAUUGAAUUAAAAUUGACAGAGAAGAACUCGACUUUAAAACACACACCAAGUAAUGCCUGAGUUGUAGGAAUAAUUCAAUGAUAAUUUGCCUUCCUUGAACCUAGUGGAGGUGUGAUCACAUAAACCACGCACGUCCAUCUGUGUGUGUGAAUUCAUUGGACUGUAUAGCAUAUGGAGUUUUAUUCUAUCAAGAAACCAAAAACUGCUUAUGCAUAUCAAAUUAAUCAUAAUUAUUAGAUCUGUUUGAUGUUAUUGGGUUUAUGAGUCAGUUUGUGUAUCGGUUACAGCUUUGAAUUUGCACUAUACUGGACAGAACACAAUCCUUUGGACGAAAAGCUAUAUUUCAAACUCGUCCAAGACUAAAGGUCAUGCACCAUUUGAAUAAUAUGGUGCAUGACAAACAGAAGGACCAUUGAACCUGAUUAUUGUUCAAUGGUCACUAUGUGACGAUGCCAGUCACAAUUUUUUCACUGUUUCAUACCAAGUUUGUAAUGGCAUGAAAUGUACACUGCACAAACGAGCAUUAGAUUCAAGACCAACAGUGAUGUUGGAUUUUGGCUGUGAACUCUUAACGGUAAUGUCGUACAUAUUUAUUAUUUUUGCAUAAUUUCUUGUCCAGCUGAUGUAAAAUUGAGUAGUUUUUCUGUAAAUCAAAUGUAGAAAAAAUAAUUUUAAAACAUCUAUGUUGUCCACAUUGUAGUUGUGUACUGAUGUAUUCAGAGUAAAUACAUUUUACUUGCAAUAAAACCACUUAUACAUAU
Messenger RNA from Poeciliopsis prolifica (blackstripe livebearer), 4109 nucleotides. Its product is annotated as zgc:123305. Gene Ontology annotation, molecular function: phosphatidate phosphatase activity; transcription coactivator activity. Gene Ontology annotation, cellular component: nucleus. Bases 103 to 3111 code for a protein of 1002 amino acids. NCBI's taxonomy places the organism in Eukaryota, Metazoa, Chordata, Actinopteri, Cyprinodontiformes, Poeciliidae. Gene Ontology annotation, biological process: triglyceride biosynthetic process; fatty acid catabolic process; positive regulation of transcription by RNA polymerase II. The transcript has 19 exons. The record is from RefSeq and is a predicted model, not a curated record.